Acomys russatus (golden spiny mouse) is the source of this 245-nucleotide messenger RNA. Its product is annotated as small proline-rich protein 2G. The coding region runs from base 15 to 245 and encodes 76 amino acids. Gene Ontology annotation, cellular component: cornified envelope. NCBI's taxonomy places the organism in Eukaryota, Metazoa, Chordata, Mammalia, Rodentia, Muridae. The record is from RefSeq and is a predicted model, not a curated record. The transcript has a single exon.
GAGACUUCAGCACGAUGUCUUACCAACAGCAGCAGUGCAAGCAGCCCUGCCAGCCUCCUCCUGUGUGCCCACCCAUAAAAUGCCCAGAACCUUGUCCUCCUCCAAAGUGUCCUGAGCCUUGUCCUCCCCCAAAGUGCCCAGAGCCUUGUCCUGAGCCAUGUCCUCCUCAGCCGUGCCAGCAGAAAUGCCCUCCUGUGCAAUAUCCUCCACCAUGCCAGCAGAAGUGCCCACCCAAGAGCAAGUGA